AUGGCAUCAUCUAUACCCACACCUAUUGCUAUCGUAGGCUAUGCUUGCCGACUCCCCGGCGACGUCUCAUCGCCUGAGGAUCUUUGGGAGUUGUGCUCUCGAGGCCGCACUGGCUGGGGACCUACUCCNUCUACACGUUACGCAAAGGACGCGUACUAUCAUCCUGCACCCGGCAAGCAUGGUUGCAUCAACACAGAGGGUGGUUACUUCCUCCAAGAAGACCCUGCGUGCUUUGAUGCCCCUUUCUUCAACAUGACUGUUCAAGAGGCCACUGCACUCGAUCCGCAGCAACGACUUUUGCUUGAAUGCACCUUUGAAGCCUUCGAAAGCUCGGGUAUGAGCAAGGAAGGCAUCGCAGGCAAGGACAUCGGUGUCUUUGUCGGUGGCUCCUUCGCAGACUAUGAGGUCAAUAAUACCAGAGACAUCGACACCGCACCCACGUACCAAGCUACUGGUUGUGCACCAGCAAUGCAGUCCAAUCGUCUUUCAUACUACUUUGAUCUUCGAGGGCCGAGUAUGACUGUCGAUACAGCAUGCUCCUCUUCUCUCGUGGCAUUACACAGCGCCAUGCAGAGUCUCCGCAGUGGAGAGUCUUCAUCUGCAGUAGUAGCUGCGGCUCAUCUCAACUUGACACCAGACUUCUUCCCUAACACUUCACAGNNGCUGCUCAAUGAUGCCGGCAAGACUUUCGCUUUCGACUACCGAGCAAUAUCCGGAUUUGCACGUGGCGAAGGUGCGGGCUCAAUGAUCCUGAAGCCACUCGAUGCUGCCAUUCGUGAUGGCGAUGUCAUCCGAGCUGUCAUCCACAACUCUGGCGUCAACCAAGAUGGCAAGACCAAUGGUAUCACCGUGCCAAAUGGUCGUGCUCAAUCAGACCUGAUCAAGCAGGUUUAUGCCAAGGCAAACCUUGACCCAGCUGAAUGUGGUUUCAGUGAAUGCCAUGGGACUGGUACAAAGGUCGGUGACCCCAUCGAGGUUGCUGGCAUCCAUGAAGCACUGGGUGCUGGUCGUGGUCCCAAGAAUCCACUCUUCAUCGGCUCAGUGAAGAGCAACGUUGGCCAUCUCGAAGGCGCAAGUGGCUUAGUCUCAGUAAUCAAAGCUGCAAUGAUGCUGGAGAAGGGAAUGAUCCUGCCUAACGCAAAUUAUGAGACGGCGAACCCGAACAUUCCGCUCGACCAGUAUAAUAUGAAGGUGUAUUCUGGAUGCAUCACGAUUGAUUUGAUUACUAUGAUUCUAACGACUGUCAGNGUUCCGACAUCGACCAGGCCUUGGCCACGAGGCAAGAAGUAUGUUUCGGUCUCCAAUUACGGCUUCGGUGGUGCAAACGCUCAUGUCGUCUUGGGCGCUGCUCCCAAAAANCUCAAAACUACCAUGACCACAAUUGGCUCUCUCGACGAAGCACCCAACGACCCUCAAUGCAAGCUGUUUGUACUAUCUGCCCAUGAAUCUCAAGCCUUGCAGAAGAAGAUCACCGAUCUUGGUGUUUUCCUUGAGCAACGACCAGAAGUGUUCGAGAAGCUACUAGCAGGCAACGUAGCUUACACUCUUGGCGAGAGACGGUCUCACUUACCCUGCAGACUUGCCAUCGCGGCUGUCUCAUCUGAUGAGCUGGGCCACAGUCUUGCAACUGCGAAGGUCCCUACCUUCAGAGCUCGCAACGAACCUACUCUGGGCUUCGUUUUCACUGGUCAAGGAGCCCAGUGGGCUACCAUGGGCGCCGAGCUUGCUCGCGAUUACCCAAUCUUUGCUACUGCACUGAAUGCUGCAGACGACACACUGAAAGCCCUUGGAGCCGACUUCUCUUUGGAAAAGGAGAUGCUGAAACCCGCAGACACAUCUCUCAUAGAUGCUGCUCACAUCAGUCAACCUGCUUGUACCGCACUCCAGAUUGCUCUCACUAUGCUCCUGAGUUCAUGGGGCAUACACCCCGCUGCUGUUGUCGGCCACUCGUCAGGCGAGAUUGGCUGUGCCUUCGCUGCUGGCAUCAUUAGUCUUGAAGAUGCGAUGAGAAUCGCUUACUAUAGAGGUCAAUGCAUGCUUAGUCUCAAGAAGAAAGCUGCAGGCAAACCACAAGGUACCAUGAUGGCUGUCGGGACCAGUCUUGAAAACGUUCGUCCUCUGCUCGAUGCUGUUACCAAAGGCUAUGUCACCGUGGCUUGUAUCAACAGCCCUUCUUCGGUGACUUUGUCUGGUGACGUCGAAGCUGUCGAGGAACUUCAGCCAAUUUUGACAGAAAAGAGUAUCUUCAACAGACAAUUAAAGGUCGGCGUUGCGUAUCACUCAGCACAUCUCGAACCUGUUGCGGACGAGUACCUCGACUUGAUCAAGGACAUUCAGCCUGCUACCACGGCCACAGCAAAUUUUUACUCAUCCCUACUUGGUCGUGUCGCUGAAGCUUCUGAGCUUACACCUGAAUACUGGGUCCAAAACCUGACUUCACCCGUCAGAUUCUCUGAUGCUCUCAGUGCAAUGGCGAAGGAGACUGGAUCGAAGGUCAUCGACCAUCUGGUCGAGCUUGGACCUCACUCAGCUUUGCAAGGUCCCAUCAGGGAUACUCUAGCUACCAUCGAUGCUGCCAAGGGCAAGUUGCAGUAUGUCUCUGUGCUUGCCAGAAACCAGAAUGCCAGCGAAUGUGCUCUUCGUAUGGCAGGCGCCCUUUAUAUGAAGGGUCUGCCUCUGACGUUUGGUGAAAUCAAUUUCCCUCGUACCAAGAGCGUCAAUCAGAAACUUAUCACGGACCUUCCGAGGUAUCCAUUCAACCACGAGACCAGAUACUGGCACGAGUCUCGUCUUUCUCAGAAGCAUUGUUUCAAGGAAGGUGGGCGCAACGACAUUCUAGGAUCGCUCGCUGAUUGGUCUAAUGACCUCGAGCCAACUUGGAGAAACAUCGUUCGACUGGAUGACUUGCCAUUCCUCCGUGGUCACAAGAUGCAAUCCAUGCCUGUGUUUCCAAUGGCGGGCUACAUGGUUAUGGCCCUCGAAGCAGCUGCCAGGCGUGCAAACGCUCGUGGCGUUCAGUUUGAUCGCUUCGACAUUCGCGAGUUCGUCGUCAGUAGCGCGUUGGUCCUUAACGAGGAUACUGAUGUUGAGACUACUAUCACUCUCAAGUCUUACAGCGAAGGCCUUCGCGGAGCAGCAUCCGACCUAUGGGACGAAUUCAAGAUCUGCUCUUGGGACGCAAAACGUGGUUGGCUACAGCACUGUCACGGUCUUGUCGGUGUUCGGAGCUCUCCACCUACCAACGCUGUCGAUGCACACAAGGCUCAGAGUGCUUCCAAGGCAUUCGAGACUCGCAAGUCAAGUAUUGUCAAGGCAUCCACUGAUACAGUCGAUGUCAGGGCUAUGUAUGAGACUCUCACGGCCAACGGCGCUGAAUACGGACCUGUGUUCACUGGUUUGGAGCCUUGUCAAGCAAGUAAUUCCACCGCUCAUGCUCAGCUGAUCGUGCCGGAUACCAAGUCUUUGAUGCCUAAAAGCUAUGAGACUGAGCUCAUCGUGCAUCCGGCUCUUCUUGACCAGACCAUCCAGAUUGUUUGGCCCAUAUUUGGUGCUGGCCGCCAGGGACUCGAUACGCUCUACAUGCCCACUUUCGUCAAGAACUUCAGCAUUUCUCGUAACUUUUCUUCAGUGCUCGACAGUCGUCUCGAGGUAUUUGGCUCUGGUACUCCAAACAAGGAGUCUCCAGAGCCCACGAAGUUCAAUUUCUUUGUCGUGGAUUCUUCAAACGCCAGUGAGCCGCUUGUGCAAUUUGACGGUCUGACGAUGACUCCGCUUCGUGAGUCUAGUGGUAGCUCCGGACAACAAGCUCGCGAACUUUGUUAUAAGCUCGACUGGCAAACAGUAUUUGAAGAAGAAACCGAGUUGGAAAAGUCUACUUCUGAUGUCUCAGACACGCCGAUCAAAACCGAUUCUCUUGUCAGCACGCCAUUCGCAAGAGAUGAAACUGUCUGCGUCGUAUACAAUGAAGCGAACGAGAAAGCUUUGGCAGCUGAAAUAGCUGGCGAUAUCUGGAAGUCAUCUGGUGCUCAAGCUGAGCUCCUCACGCUCUCAAAGGUCGCACCCGCUGACAAGCGAAUCAUCUUCGUCACAACUGACAAGAACAUCCUGAGCAACAUUGAUUCCACGGUGUUCGAUUCUUUGCGCCAAAUGUUGCUCUCGGCCCGAAAUGUUCUUUGGAUAUACAAGGAAGGCCCUGAUAUUAUUGACGUCGAAGGAAGCAUGAUCGUUGGGUUUACUCGUGCUAUCCGCUCGGAAACCUCUGCAAACAUCAUUACCCUUGGUCUGCAGAAAGCUACUGAAAAGAUUGCUAUCGAAAACGUCUUCACUAUUCUUUACAAGACUAGUGCUGACUCGACCUCCACGUUCAAAAACGAUAAAGAAUUUAUCCUCAAGGGGGACAAUUUGUUGGUGCCUAGGGUAGUCGACGAUGAAGAGUUGAACGUACGACUCCACCAAGAGUCACAAGACUCAGUCGUAUAUCAGCAGUCGUUCGCGCAGCCUGAUCGUCGCCUUAAGAUGGUUAUUGCCACCCUGGGCUCUCUGGACUCGUUGUACUUUGUUGAUGAUGAGCCCAAGUCACUUGGUGACAAUGAAGUUGAAAUUGAGGUCAAGGCUACUGGUAUGAACUUCAAGGAUGUUGUAGUGUCAAUGGGUCAGCUCAAUCAGCCAUAUAUUGGUGUUGAGUGCGCAGGUAUCAUCGCAGCCGUUGGCAAGAACGUGGCAGAUGUCAAGGUCGGACAAUCUGUCAUGGCCAUGACGGAAGGUGCAUAUAGCACAUACGCUCGUUGCCUGUCGACUAGCGUUGCUCCUUUUCCCGAGAAGAUGGACUUCGCUGCCGCUUCGACCAUACCAGUCGUAUUCUGCACCGCCUACUACGGUCUCUUUGACCUCGGUCGCCUCGCCGAAGGCGAGAGUGUGCUCAUUCAUGCCGCUGCUGGUGGUGUCGGUCAAGCUGCCAUCAUGUUGGCGCAGACUUGUGGUGCUGAGAUCUUUGCCACUGUUGGAAGUGUUGACAAGAAGCAGCACAUCAUGAAGGAGUAUGGCAUUCCUGAAGAUCACAUCUUCUACAGUCGUGACACCACCUUCGGACCUGCCAUCCGCCAAGUCACUGAUGGAAGGGGUAUCGAUAUUGUGCUCAACUCUCUCGGAGGCGACUUCUUGCGCGAGAGUUGGAACUGCUUGGCUCCAUUUGGACGUUUCAUCGAAAUCGGCAAGGCAGACAUCACGAAGAACAAUAGACUCGAAAUGGCUCAGUUCGAGUACAAUGUGUCUUUCGCCUCUGUCGAUCUGACCAAGGUGGCUGCUUACCGCCCUAAGCUCAUGAAGAGACUCCUAAACGAUGUAGAGAAGCUUAUGAGCAGUGGCAGUAUCAGACCAGUCGGUCCAAUUACCAGCUAUGGUAUCAAUGACGUCGAAGCUGCAUUCCGUAGCCUUCAGAGUGGCAAGAGCAUGGGUAAAUUGGUCAUCACACCUCAACCUGGAGACCUUGUUCAAGCCAUCGCGCCUAGAAAGACUGCAAACCUGUUCAAAGAAAGUGCCUCGUACCUGAUUGUUGGUGGUACUGGCGGCCUUGGAUGCAGCAUUGCCAGAUGGAUGGCAUCUCGUGGAGCAAAGAAUAUCUGUUUGUCAUCCAGACGAGCCAGCAUUACUACACGGCUGGAAGAACUCAUCAGCGAUCUUGCCAAAUUGGGCACAAAAUUGUCGGUCCGCGCCUGCGAUGUGGCCGACGCCAAGUCAGUCGAGAGAUUGGUUGAAGAACUCCAGAAGGAAGGACCAAUCCGCGGUGUCAUCCAGGGUGCUAUGGUUCUCAAAGAUGUUCUUUACGAGCAGAUGACCCUUGAUGACUUCAACGCAGUCGUCAAUCCUAAGGUUGCCGGUACUCUCAACCUGCACAACAGUCUUGGCACAUCCGAGCUUGACUUUUUCAUCGCUCUUUCCUCGGUCGCUGGUGUUGUUGGUAACCGCGGCCAAGCAGCAUAUGCGGCUGCUAAUGUCUUCUUGGACACCUUCAUGGCUCAUCGCAAUGCUCAAGGACUUCCGGGUACAUCUCUCGACCUAACCGCCGUCUCAGAUGUUGGCUACCUGGCCGACAACAGCGAAAGAGCAGCUGAUGUACUCCGCAACCUUGGUGGCGAAACCAUUGAGGAGAGUGAGAUUCUGGGUCUCCUCACCGCUGCUAUCACGGGCAAGAUUACCGCUAGNCAAAACCACGUCAUCACUGGUCUGAAGAUCAAUCCUGGCUCCGAGCCCUUCUGGUGCCACGAUGCGAAGUUCAGCAAUCUGCUUGCUGCAGCUGUCUCGCAGACAUCUACGGANGGNGGCAAUGCAAACGUGCCUCUGCCUCAAGCAUUGAAAAGCGCUAUCGAUGGUGAGAAGGCAUUGGAGAUCUUGUAUGGUGCUCUCGUGACCAAGCUGGCAGCGGUCCUGAUGUUGUCCGUUGGNGAAAUGGAGCCGUCGGCAGCAGUCGCUUCGUACAGUCUUGACUCGCUCGCUGCCAUUGAGGUCCGUAACUGGAUCGCAAGAGAGGCGGAUGCCAACGUUCAAGUUUUGGAGUUGCUCACCAGUCCCAGUUUGAUCGAGCUGGCGAAGUUGAUUUUGAAGAAGAGUAAACUGGUGUCAUUCGAGUGA
Molecule: messenger RNA, 6627 nt
Organism: Aureobasidium vineae
Lineage: Eukaryota; Fungi; Ascomycota; Dothideomycetes; Dothideales; Saccotheciaceae
Source: the annotation of a GenBank genome assembly